This is a messenger RNA of Cryptotermes secundus, 5976 nucleotides long. Its product is annotated as neuronal acetylcholine receptor subunit alpha-7. Gene Ontology annotation, cellular component: postsynaptic membrane; neuron projection; synapse. NCBI's taxonomy places the organism in Eukaryota, Metazoa, Arthropoda, Insecta, Blattodea, Kalotermitidae. Gene Ontology annotation, biological process: nervous system process; chemical synaptic transmission; monoatomic ion transmembrane transport. The record is from RefSeq and is a predicted model, not a curated record. The transcript has 10 exons. Bases 266 to 1831 code for a protein of 521 amino acids. Gene Ontology annotation, molecular function: transmembrane signaling receptor activity; acetylcholine-gated monoatomic cation-selective channel activity.
CUUGCCUACUGGGCUUUGGUGCGGGAAAGAGCUUACUGGUGGACUGGUCCAGGGAUGAUGCUGCGCUCUGAGUUGUUAUGUGAGCUCUGAGAGGGAUUCGGCAGCUGAACACCGUGCUUGUGGUGCAGGAAGACGGACGGGAAUUGGUGAAGAAGAAGGAGGAACACUUGACUGAAGACUAGCAACAAAUAGGUCCAGAAGCCGGCAGCUGGAGGGACAGUUGCACACCAAUGCAUUCCAACAGCAGCAGGUGAAGAACAGCACCAUGGACUCUCCAACCGCCGAGGGCUACCCGACGGACCAAGGGCCUCCUUUUCCAGCCAUGUCGCGGUUGCUGCUCUUCGUCUGCAUAUGCAUUUGUCUUCCACGCGAGUCGCUACAGGGCCCCCACGAGAAGCGCUUGCUACACACACUUCUGGACCACUACAACGUCCUGGAGAGACCUGUGGCUAACGAGUCCGACCCUCUCCAACUCAGCUUCGGUCUCACGCUUAUGCAGAUCAUCGAUGUGGAUGAGAAGAAUCAGCUUCUAAUAACAAACAUAUGGUUAAAACUGGAAUGGAACGACGUCAACUUACGGUGGAAUUCAUCGGAGUAUGGCGGAGUGAAAGAUCUUAGAAUACCUCCACAUAGGAUAUGGAAGCCAGACGUACUCAUGUAUAACAGUGCCGAUGAAGGUUUCGACGGGACGUAUCCGACAAACGUUGUGGUCAGAAAUAACGGUAGCUGCUUGUACGUUCCACCGGGCAUCUUCAAGAGCACAUGCAAGAUAGACAUUACGUGGUUCCCCUUUGAUGAUCAGCGCUGUGAGAUGAAGUUCGGUAGCUGGACCUAUGAUGGCUUUCAGUUGGAUCUGCAGUUGCAGGAUGACAGCGGUGGAGACAUCAGCAGCUUCAUUACAAAUGGUGAAUGGGAUCUCUUAGGUGUUCCCGGGAAAAGGAAUGAAAUUUAUUACAACUGCUGCCCCGAACCCUAUAUAGACAUAACUUUUAUCAUUAUCAUACGGCGCCGGACUCUGUACUACUUUUUCAACCUUAUAGUUCCAUGUGUUCUCAUCGCCUCCAUGGCUGUUCUGGGGUUUACACUGCCGCCGGACUCAGGCGAAAAGCUAUCUUUAGGUGUUACAAUCCUUCUCUCUCUGACUGUAUUCCUAAACAUGGUCGCGGAGACGAUGCCCGCCACAUCCGAUGCUGUCCCCUUAUUAGGUACUUAUUUCAACUGUAUUAUGUUCAUGGUCGCUUCUUCAGUAGUUUCAACUAUCUUGAUACUCAACUAUCAUCAUAGAAAUGCAGACACACAUGAAAUGUCUCCUUGGAUCAAAACGAUAUUCUUACACUGGCUGCCUUGCAUAUUGAGAAUGAGUCGUCCCGGGAGCGAGCCGGACUCGUCGCGGAAGUCUCUGCAGAUGCGCGAGCUGGAAUUGAAGGAGCGAUCCUCCAAGAGCCUCCUCGCGAACGUGUUGGAUAUCGACGAUGAUUUCAGACAUCACCCGGGCACGCUCCAGACAUCGGGCGCGGUUUCUACAACAGGAUUCCUCCGGGGUGCUCACACACACCACGAAGAUGGAGGAGGAGGUGGAGGGACACUGCUUCACGGGAGCGGUGGGAGUUCAUCGUGUCUCGGCCCUCACCGGGAACUCACACUCAUCCUGAAGGAGCUCCGCGUGAUAACGGACAAGUUGAGGAAAGAGGACGAGGCGGCGGAAGUGACGAACGACUGGAAGUUCGCCGCAAUGGUAGUUGACAGACUGUGCCUCAUCGUCUUUACUCUGUUCACAGUUAUUGCAACUAUAGCAGUGCUCUUCUCGGCUCCGCACAUUAUCGUCACAUAAUCGGCGUUUGUUACAUUUUACUCUUUAUUGUAUAGUCUUGGUAAUAGUGCAUCCCUGACAGAGAGCAUCACACAAAAUCACGUAGAAUGACGUGAUGCCACAGACCAGACAGACUGGACCGACGAAACAGAUGACGGCGACAUAACGCUGACCAGUAGGGAGAUAGCAAGAGAUUUUAGAAAUACAUAGUUACAAGUUGAAACUAGAGGAGAGCGUAAUUUAAUACACAGAUGACUAUCAAAUUAGUUGGUAUAUGAGCUUGCGCAAUACAAUGAUUGGUUGUAUUGUGAACGGAGGUGACUUAAUUUACGAAUCGCAGUACAACGAUUGGUUGUAUUGCUGGCUACAAAAAAGCAAACAAUCCAAUGACUUAUUCAUAGUUAUUAUAUUAAUAAAUUAUUAUAGUGUCACCACUUCAAAAAAAGUGUGUGGUUUCCACGAUCCACAAUACGAUAAAUUAAAGUUGUAUUGUUGGAAUUUCUCGAGAACACACAAUACAAUAACUAGGUAUUGUUGAGCUUUGAGAAUUUUGGUUGUGAAUAAAUGGUUGAUUGUUGUUUUACAUUUAAUGAACGGGUUAUUCAAAUGACUCUUCCGCGCAUUUAUAUUGCUAAUAAUAUGUACGGACAAUGUUAACUGAAUCUUUUUUGUGAGGCUAUUCAAUCUAGUCGUCGUUUUGAUGACCUUUUUAAUAGGUACGUUUUUUAUUGAAACAAUGAACUAGAACUGGUAUUUAAUAUAAAUACCAGAACAAGUUAGUAGGACGAUUCAUAGCCGAUGUUUAUAUUGUAACUGAACAUCAGAGUCUGUAGUUACGUUGUAGCGACCUGCAUUAUAACGUUGUUCACAUUUUUGUAAUGAAUGAAACUGAAACAUAACCACACAUACCCCGAAGCUAAAAGUCAAACAAAGUGGUUAAUAAUUUAAAUAACUACAAAUAUGAGCAUAUGCUAAAUAAAGAAGCUUCCAGAUAUGUGUAUGACUCAUAUGUAUUAACAGCCGUUAAAAUGAAUUACAUAUUCUGUAAAAGCAAAUGAUUUAACCUGUCAUAUUUUUAUUGUGCCUACCCUCUUCAAAGGUCACACACAGUGCGACAGUGUUCUGCAAUUUGUGUUAUCAUGACAAAGUCAUCUUGUCAUCAAGUAUUCCACGUUUCAUCAAAUGUUGGAGUAAAUUCUAUCUUACAAAUUUUCUGAUAUCAGAUUGGCUGUAUCGUAUUUUACAUAUUAUAGUUCACAUAUGCUUUGCAUCUACUCAGAAACAAUGCAGUGUAGCAUUGACUACCACACAGUAAUUCUUUUCCGUGAAAUAUGAAUACUAUACUGAAAGAUGCAAUCUGGAGUAACUCUUACAUCAGGUUCUAAGUGAAUCCUUGAUCUUUAUUGAAUAUGACAUAAUUACUGAACUGUACAGAAAAGUGCAUUGCCCUGUGUGACCCAUAGACUUGUUUCAUACCCUGUAUGGGGGUGUGGAAAUUGCACCGAGCAAAAGGAUGGAUGUGAACUCCUGUUUAGAUUAAAAAAGUUGAUGCUGUGUCAUCACACACUACAAAAUGUUUACCAUUUGUUUCUACAUAAAUAAGAUUUAAAAAAAAAAUUAUGUGCCAAAUAUGAAAUGAAAAUGAAUAUCUCAUUUCAGAUUAUUCAUGUUCAAUAUGUGAUAUUUUCAAAAACACUAAAAACAUAUUUCUUUGAAGCAAAGUACAUUUAAUCACUAAAUAUCAUAUUUAAUGAAAAAUGUGUAAAAGACACACAAGAAAAAAGCCAAUUAAAACAAUUUUCCAUCUAUCAGGGGUGGUGUUAUAGGUGAUUAGUAGAAAAGUAAACUCUAUUCCUUGUAAAUCUGAUACUUGGAAAUUUGCAUCUGAAAUAAUGACUUGAAGCUAUCAUUAAAGAAAUCUUUAUAUAGUGGGGUGACCAAGAUGUGUCAUGCAGGCUUGGUGCUGCGCAAAUAAAUUCAUAAAGAGCAUGAUCUUCUCUGAGAUAUCAUGGUUGUAGUGAUGACACAGGUGCAUAUGCCUCUGGGAGAGCAUUUUCUUAGUGUUAUCACAGACAUGCAUUCUCCUAGAAGAGCAUUAUAACAACAAAGACACAGAUAUAUAUUUCCUGAGAGAAAAUUUUCAUAAUGAGGGCAGAGAUGUCUAUCCACAGGCUGAAAAUUUUUGUUACAUGUUUCAUUACUAAAUAACAUUUCAUUGAAAGAGUGAUGUAUUCUGGCUUGUAAUGCCUUGUAGUUCAGUAGAAGUCCACUGACAUUUUGAACCUGAAGAUAGAGGCAAUGCUGUCCUCCGAAAAGUCAGUGGAUUUAUACCGAAUUGUAUGGUGUUACAUCCUGUAAGAUGUACUCACCACUGUAAAAACCUCAAAUGGAACAUUUAUUUUAGUUUUACAUUGAUAUUAUUGUGAAAAUUUUUUAUGAAAGUCCCUUAAGUCAUUACAUUUUUACCAUACAUUCAGCCUCUCAUGGCUCCAUAUACUUCUCAGAUUGGACCUGUGUUAACAGAACUUUCUUAUUCAUGAUCACUUGAUUCAUGUAGGGAUGAAGUGUGGCAUACUGAUCUUGAAUCAUUCUGUACAUAACAAACAUAAUUAGUUUAUAAUUAUACAUGCUGCCUCCAGAAUAUUCAUUUUGUCAGUUCCUUUAUAAUUCUGUACUCUUCUGUUAUUUAUGUAUUUGAUCAUAUAAUCCAGACUUCAAAAUGUCGAUUUAUAUAGUUGUGUGAUUCAUUAGUAUUUAAAUAAAUUUGUGAAGGGAAGGGAGUGUCAUAUUAAUUCACAUGGGGAAAUGAAAGCAGAUUUUAUCUCCCCCAUAAUUUGUCUCAAUUUAGAUGAUUCAUGAAGUAGAGUAAAAAAAAUUAGAGUAGUAAUAUAGUGUGGCAUUUCAUAUCCCAUAUGGUACCAUGGUGUCUUUGGGAAAAAAAUAUUAAUUUUGAAUUCAAUCAUGAAAAUAAUAAGAAAGUUACACAGUCCAGGAACACAACCAUAGAAUGUACAUUUGUGAGUAAGUUCAGUAACAUUAAACAUAAUAAUGUUAACAUUUUACAUGGAAUUUGAGUUACAAAAAAUCGUUGCUCAGGGUUGUACAAAACCAGAUAUAUCAGUUUUUACAAUGAAUGUAACAAAAGGAACUACAAUACAAGUCUUACUUUUUCAUAUUGAUGGAUAAAUUUGUGGGCAUAUUCAAAAUUUAAAUAGUAAUUAGUGAUACUUCCAAUAUAAAUGUUGGAAUUCUCUUCCACAAAACAAUUCAUGCUUAUAUCAGCAAGAGAUAUUUUCUUUUGUAAUGUAGUGAUAUUCUGACUUCUGCUAAAGAAGUUACACAUUCUGUCAAUUUCCUGAAGCUCUUCCAUCAUUCGUAGAGAUUCCACUACAGCGUGUCCCAAACAUUUGAAGUCUGUGGCCUACCUGAACAAAAAAUCCAAGUCCUCUGAACCAAUUUAUUUACUUCCCUUGCCAUCUUUCAUUAUCUACACGCAACAGAAUUAGUUACUUUGUCCCAUCAGAACUACUUAAAAUAAUACUGGCUUCAUGACUGCAACACAUUGUGAUUAAUUAUUCUUUUAGACAGUGAAUUCUUAAAAAAAAAUGGCAUUUUGCUAUUCCAACAUUAAUUAUUAUGCAAAAUAUUAUGACUGAGUCAUCAAUUAUAUUGUAAUGUUCCUCAAAAUUAAUAAUGGUUGACAGUGUAAGGAAAUAUGAGAUGCAGUUCAAAGAGAGGUGUAUACAUCAUAAACCUCUAUGGGUCACCAAUGGAACGUUCAUGAACCACAGAUUCGGAAACACUGUUAUAUUACGUGGUGAAAUCAAAUACGGGUUGGGGAGAAAAUUCCUACUUUCUGUAACCGACAUUAAAUACAGUAUUUACCACUGACAUGUGCAUAGACAUGAAAAAAUAAAUUACAGGCUGUGAGAAACCACAACUAUUUAACUGUGUCUUUCCUCACAUACUGGAUUUCCAUAGACUGAAAUUAGAUGUUGCCUUUACUACCUAAAUUAAAAAAAACUGGGGAAGAAUUUAUAGUGAUGUUCUGGCCAAUCAAAGACAAUCAGCAUGAAACUGAAGUAAAAUAUUUUAUUGUCAUUAUUAUCAUAUAAACUUGAUAAAUUGAAUACUCACCACAGAUUCUGUAGAUAUUUACAUAUAUC